GUCCCUAAGAAGUUUAAGAUAGAAUUUUCGACAAGAAAGUUGAAUUCCGCUGCCAUCACGGAGCCUCGCCGCUUUAAUCCUCAUCCCGUGAGGAAGUCCCUGGCUCCCAUUGAUGAAGGUUCCCCACCUCCCUCUCCUCCCGAACUCCCGGAGACGCCUAAUCCCCAGAGCUCGAUUUUCUCCUUCCGACGCUCAGGCCCCACGAGCAACACCGGCGUCGUCAGCGUGCAGGAAUAUCCAAGCCUCGACCCUGCAUUUGUACCUUAUUCGCCUGACGUCUACUCUGCACCGCAAGUUAGGCCAGUGACACAACUUGAACCACAAUCCCUCAAGCCAUCCGAGCCGCAAAUAGCCGAUUAUUUUUCGUCUUCCGAGUUUUCGAAUUUCUUCGGCAAGUCCAAACAGAUUUCUGACUCUGAGAACCCAGCUCGACUUUUGUCUCCGGAGUAUCCGCCUUCUAAGUUCCGGCGAAAUUCCCUAGACGGACCCACAGACAACACCUCACCAGAACCUCUUCUAAACUCCACCCCGCCCACCAAACGCAAGAACUCUCAGCUUCCCCGGACCCCAAACUCUUCCCCUCCUACCAAACGCAAGAACUCCUUGCUUGCCCGAUCACUGGGAUCUUCGUCAAAGGUUUCUGCCUUCAAACCUCGCGACUCCAAGUCUUCUGAGCCUCCGUCGCGGUGUUGCUUCACCUGCUGCUGCGCCUCGGACCAACCAAAACCCCUUAAACCGCCUCCUGAAAUGGGACCUUUAGCCAGCGAUUCCAAUAUCGAGACGGAGCGGCGUAUACGCGCUAACAACCCAUCCUUCAACGCACAAUUCCGAUAUGCCAAAAACUUCAUCAAAACCUCGAAGUACACUGUCAUCAACUUCGUGCCGUACAAUCUCUUCGAGCAAUUCCAGCGCCUGGCCAACUUCUACUUCUUGGUGCUGCUAGUGCUGCAGCUAAUCCCCGUAAUAUCCUCCCUCACACCCAUCACCACUGCUGUGCCCCUCAUCGGUGUCCUUAUGGUCACCGCCAUCAAGGAUGCCUAUGACGACUACCAAAGACACCGCAGCGACAGUCAAGUCAACAAACGCAAGUCAAAAGUACUACGAGAUGGAGAGCUCAGAGAAGAAAUCUGGAGCAAGGUGGUGGUGGGUGACGUCAUCCGCAUGGAGAACGACCAGUUCGUGGCAGCAGACAUCCUCCUGUUGUCCUCGUCGGAGCCCAACGGCCUCUGCUACAUCGAGACCUCGGAACUCGACGGGGAGUCCAACCUAAAAUGCAAGCAAUGUCUGCCGGAGACGGCAGAACUUGGGCAGGACGCGGCCAUGAUCGGCGCGUUCGACGGGGAGAUCGUCUGCGAGGCGCCCAACAACCAGCUUAAUAAGUUCGAGGGAACGCUCUUCUGGGAGGGCGAGAAGUACCCGCUGGACAAUGACAAGCUGCUGUUGCGUGGCUGCAUCCUGCGCAACACGUCCUGGUGUUAUGGGGUCGUGGUCUUCGCCGGCCGCGACACCAAGCUCAUGCAGAACUCCGGCAAGACCAAGUUCAAGCGCACAAGUAUUGAUAGACUUCUCAACUUCAUUAUUUUAGGCAUUGUUUUCUUCUUGUUAUCCAUGUGCCUCUUCUGCACGGUCGCGUGCGGUAUCUGGGAGACCAUGAUAGGUCAGAAUUUCCGCGUGUACCUACCGUGGGACUCGCUGGUGCCCACCGACAGCGUGGGUGGCAGCACCGUCAUCGCCUUACUCGUCUUCUUCUCCUACGCCAUCGUCCUCAACACCGUCGUGCCUAUCUCCCUCUACGUCAGUGUGGAGGUGAUCAGGUUCGGCCAGAGUUUUCUCAUUAACUGGGACGACCGAAUGGCCUACGAGACGCCCGACCCGCGAGACCCGAACAAAACCAAGCGCACCUUCGCCAAGGCGCGCACAACUACGCUUAAUGAGGAGCUCGGUCAAGUCGAGUACAUCUUCUCUGACAAGACCGGCACGCUUACCAGGAACAUCAUGGCGUUCAACAAGUGUUCCAUCAACGGCCAAACAUACGGCGAAAUUCUGGAUCCUAGAACAGGAGAGCCCGUCGAGAUCACCGAGGGCAUGCGCUCAGUGGACCUGUCCCAGAACCCGUACUACGAGCCCUCGUUCAAGUUCUACGACAGCGCCCUGACUGACGCACUCAAGUCCCGCGACAAGAACUGCCAGGAGUUCUUCAGGCUGCUGGCGCUCUGCCACACCGUCAUGCCUGAAGUCAAGAACGGUAAACUGGAGUACCAAGCGCAGUCGCCGGACGAAGGCGCCCUCGUCUCAGCUGCACGCAACUUCGGCUUCGUGUUCCUGUCGCGCACCCCCAACAGUAUUACCAUCUCGGCGAACGGCAACGAGGAGACGUACGAGCUGCUGUGCAUCCUGGACUUCAAUAACGUGCGCAAGCGCAUGAGCGUCAUACUGCGGCGCGACGGCAAGAUCCGCCUCUACUGCAAGGGCGCCGACUCCAUCAUAUACGAGCGCCUUAGGAAGGGGCAAGAUGCCCUUAACUUCCACACGCAGGAGCACCUUAAUAAAUUUGCGGGAGAAGGCUUGAGAACUUUAUGCUUGGCCGUAAAAGAUCUCGAAGAACCGUACUUCCAGGAUUGGAAACGACGACACCACGAAGCGGCCACGGCCAUGACCAAUCGUGACGAGAAGCUGCACGAGAUAUACGAGGAGGUGGAGAAGAACCUGACGUUGAUUGGUGCCACGGCCAUCGAGGACAAACUACAGGACGGGGUCCCGCAAACUAUCGCCUCCCUGGCGCUGGCCGACAUCAAACUGUGGGUGCUGACCGGCGACAAGCAGGAGACCGCCAUCAACAUCGGCUACUCCUGUCAGUUGCUGACGGACGACCUGGUGGACGUGCUGAUAGUGGACGGUCAGGCGGCCAGUGAGGUGGAGAGUCAGCUCAGGAACUACCUGGAGGACAUCCGCGCCGUGUCGUCCGCCGCGUCCGUGUCACACGCAGAUAACCACACGUCCGUAUCCGUGGUCUCCUUUAGGUAUCCGCCCAACUCACUUAACGCCAAGAGGGCCAAUCCUAACGACGAUGGGAGCGCGGCAGGCAACACAAUGGGGCUGGACACGCUCAGUGAGGACGGCGAGACGACCUCAGGCUUCGCCCUCGUCAUCAACGGCCACUCCCUCGUCUGGGCUCUCAACCCCAAGUUCGAGAAGCUCUUCCUUGACGUCGCCACCAGAUACAACCUAGACCUCGUCAAGCGCCACAUGAAGGCCGUCACGCUCGCCAUCGGCGACGGUGCCAACGACGUGUCUAUGAUCAAGACUGCGCACAUCGGCGUGGGCAUCUCAGGGCAGGAGGGCAUGCAGGCGGUGCUGUCCUCUGACUACUCCAUGGCGCAGUUCCGCUACCUGGAGCGCCUCCUGCUGGUGCACGGACGCUGGUCCUACUACCGCAUGUGCAAGUUCCUCAGAUAUUUCUUCUACAAGAACUUCGCGUUCACGCUGUGCCACUUCUGGUUCGCUUUCUUCGUCGGCUUCUCCGCUCAGACCGUAUUCGACCCCAUGUUCAUAGCCGUGUAUAACCUCUUCUACACGUCCAUGCCCGUCCUCGCACUGGGCAUAUUCGACCAAGAUGUUGAUGCUCGCAACAGCAUGGCGUAUCCUAAGCUCUACACACCAGGCGUUCAUAACACGCUCUUCAACAAGCCUCAGUUCUUGCGUUCAGCCUUUCACGGUUUUGUAGCUUCAGGAGUUCUCUUCUUCAUUCCGUACGGCGCGUACUACACCGCAGUCGACCAGCACGGCCGAGGCAUGGCCGACCAUCAGCUCUUCGGUACCGUGGUCGCCUCGAUCCUCGUGCUCGUGGUCACGGUCCAGAUCUGCCUGGACACUUCCUACUGGACGGUCUUCAACCACGUGACCAUCUGGGGCUCGCCGGUGAUGUACCUCAUCGCGCAGUUCUUCUACAACUACGCGCUGGGCGGCGACUACGUCGGCACCCUCGUCAAGACCCUGGAAGAGCCGCUGUUCUACUUCACAUGCAUGCUGACGCUGGUGGUGCUGAUGGUGCCCGUGGUGGCGUGGAGGUUCUAUUGGGUGGACGUUCAUCCCACACUAGCAGACAAAGUGCGAUACAAGCAGCGACUCGAAGCCAAGCUCGCCAGCAAGCGGUCGCAUCGCACCAUGCGCCGCACGCCCUCUGCCAGACGGUCGCGGCGGUCGGUGCGGUCUGGCUACGCCUUCGCCCACCAGGAAGGCUAUGGUCGGCUCAUCACGAGCGGCAAGAUUAUGCGACCCAACCCCCUACAAGUGCAGCCCCGACCCGCCCGUAACCAGCUUCAAACGGGUCCCAGCAACCAGAAAACUUCAUCAAGUGCUCCUAACCAGACAACCACGGGGCAUAUGACCAACCUGCCUGGUUACGCUAGUGACGACUUGAGCGUGCCUAAUGCCACUGCCGCGGCGGCGGCUGCAGGCCUCGUCUCGAACUCCAUCAACCAAGUGGUGAACGGCUCCUCCAGCGGCGGCAGAAAACGCAAGAAGCAGGAACCCAGCAUUGGGCUCACCACUGUCCAUCCGCAGCCACCCUCUACCGUGGAUGUGUGAAGCCUUAUUUUGUACUUUAGUCUAUAGCGUAACGCUCGAUAGCGACCACUAUGCGCACAUCUCAUGCGCAAUGACUAGUUUUUUGUAAGUCAGCAGAUGUCCAAGCGCAUAAUGGCUCAUAGAGAGAUUUGUAUCUUGCUUAGCUGCUCACUGAUACCAAGUAAUAUUUUAGGUAAAUGGGUAGGUAAUAAAUUGAGUAUGCAGUAAUGUAUAGCGGGUACAACGUACUGAAUACUCACUUAAGUAUCGAUGUCGUUGCCUUCAGUUAAGGAGUGAAGAUGGGCCUUAACUUGCUGUCCUGUGAUCAAUAUAAAUGUUACUGCUGAAGAUAAGAUUUUAACUCUCAAUUGUAUAUAAGAAAUGAAGUCCUCAGUGACGCGGGCUCAGUUCUCAGCGCGACCAGGUCAAUGCUGGUCGCCAAGACUGGGCUCUCAUAUCUGCGGGGUAUUUUCCAUAUUUAAUACGACUGAUGAUGCAUUUUUAUGCUCUGGUAUUUUUGGCUGAUGUAGAGGUAAGUGGAAGCUGCCGAAUGAUGCCUUACAUGAUAUUUUUGCAAGCAGUCAGUGACAUCACAGUGAGGCUUUCGGUGAAUUUAUUUUGUAUUCUUUGUCAAAAUUUUCUGAAGAUAUGUCGAUUGUGGAAUUUUAAUUUUAAAUGAAUUUUUAAGAACGUGCAAGAUCAUCUGUGUCGCUGACGAGUGUCUAAUAAAGGCUUUAUUUAGUUAUUGUAAAUCAUUGCAAGGCCAUUAUUUAAGACGUCUCCUUUUUUCACUGAAAAUUUGUAAUCUGUAAAACAACUUUAAAUGAUUUCCCAUCCGCAAUUUAAUUUGUAUAUUCUUCAAACUCAGAUUUCUUGAAAUAAUAAGAAAAUAAAUAUACUUAUCUCUUCAUUCCAUAUGUUACGGCCACCUUAGGAUUAAUUGUUGUAUUGCAUCGCAUAAAGUCUACUGUGUGAUCAAAUUCCGGUACGUUGAGCUCAGGCUGAACACAAUACUUGCUUGUAGAGGUUGCCGAUCCAUUGCUCUGUGACUGCUGCUUGAUGUUACUUACGUAUUAUCGUCUGUGGUUGUUAAAGUAAACUAAAAACAUUCUAGCCUCGUGAACCCAUUACAUCGUAAGCUUCUCUUGACACGCACAUGUUACCGAGUAACAUUUAUUUAGAUCGCAAUGAGUUUCUGCAGCGAUGGACUGGAGAGUGUGGCAUUUAAUGUCAUUCGAUGGGAAAUCUACAUUGAGUGAAAAAAAGUAUUUGUUGUAGUUUCAUUGUGUUGAUUUUCUCACGGUAAAGCCUGCUUCCUGCUGUGCGAUGUUUAUUCUUAUUGUGUACGCUUAGUAAGCUCAGCAAAUUGAAUGCUUGUUUUCUAAGUUUGGUCGUUAGUCUUGCUUAUGUUUAUACUUCUAGAGAACUUUUUUAUGAGUUCCUUCCUCCGUCCUCUUGGUCUCUGGUCUCUCGCUUUAUUUCUAUUUUACAUUUAAGAAGAGUCGCCGAGCGUGCAGAGUUUGUGAGCCCUCGUGUCACCAUUUUGUUAGCGAUUAAUGCUUUGUUCUCUCUUGUGUAUAGAAGAUUUGGUUGUCAAUUUAUUUCUUAUGAAUUUUCAAGCAAGAUGUGCUUCUGAUUAUUUUAGAAUAAUCUCUAUUUUUCUACCCACUCGUUUGCUUCAAGAUGUGUUGUGAUUACACUCAAGUGUUGUCAGCUUGUGUUGGCCGAGUAGCGUGCCUUCGUCAUCGCUCUGCAUCCAUCACGGCGUCUAUGCAAGUAGCUAUACAAUAUAUUCAUUAUUAUUAUUAUCAUUAUCACCAUUGCUAAUGUCUAUACUUUUACGAGUUUCGUAAUUUUUUAAUUCAGGCUCUGACUUUGUCAGAUGUUGUGUCAUCGUUGCGGCCGCCACUAGCGAUACAAAUUAUGUGACUAAUUUCAUAGGAUCGCUGUAAAGGCUGACGAAUUGUUUCUCUGCUACAUUGAAGUGCAUCAAUUCGUAAUGUUGCGGUGCAAAGGGCUUCUCAGUAAAUUCAUAAGUUCAGCCUGCCAGAGACACAAGUUUCCAUUUCUGAUUUAUACGGCGGUGAAUUAUCGAUUCAUGGACCGCAAUAUUCCUCUCUUAAAAGUCACGUUAAAACACGGAGGCUCGUUUACCAAUUACGUUUGCUAAGAAUUUUAACUCCAUUACUAAAUGUUUAGAACCCUCCAAUUUGAUGCGAGGUAAUUGCACUCUUAAACUAAUAACAAUACUUUGCUCCCCGUCUGAUUGUCUGAGCUUUGGUGUUGAUUCAGUAUUUAGUGUGGAGACUUUUAGAUUUAUGAUGGGUGGAAUGUGUUAUCAUUACCAUUACCAUUAUUUGCAAUAUUUUUGAACUCAUGUAAUUAGUUUCUAAACUUGAGUAGCUGUAUAUGUUCCCCUUUUGUUCGCGCGUUGAUGAGGAAGAACUUAAUGUGAUGUUGUAAAUUUUUCACUGCAUUGUAGCAACUCCAUUCCUACAAACUGCUUUACUUUUAAAUUUCUGCCAAUUUAUUAUUGCAAUUUUCAGUUUUUCAGCUCGGUAAAUGAUAUUUCACUUUAAAACUGAUAUAUCAGGUCUAUACAAAGAGUUGUGAGGCCAACCUACGUCGAAGAAACCAAUCUUUGACCUCGCACUCUUUUACUCUAUUCACUUGAUGAGCGACUACUUACCGUUCAUCCCAAGUCCUCAACUGCAGAUGAAUCACAGCCUCCAUAUCCUCACCGUAUCAUUCCACAAUGCCUUAUAACUCUUAAGAUAAAUAGCUCCAUAUCACGUUAUUUUGUCUUAGGUCUCAUCAAGGUUGUUAGUAAGUCGCAUAGCGAAAGAUCUAAUUCUAUCAUAGUUGCAGGUGUUGAGCGUUUACUUUGCUGUACGUUAGAAAGAAUAUAGAGCUUUAUUAUCAUUAUGCAGAAUAUUAACGUUUGUACAGUAUGCUAAGUGCAAAUAUUGCUUCAGUACCUCCGUGUUUGCCUCAUGGUGUACGUGUUCUCUGUUUGGCUCGUGUUAUACAAACUUUAUACCUGUCAGAGAAUGCAGGUUUCGGUGGAAUUAAUUUAUGCAAGAAUUAUACAUUAUUGUUUCUUAUGUCUUUUACGACGAUGAGUUGAACCGAUGAGUGAAAUGUAGACUCGUCACCUACGGUCUCGGAAACGAGUUGCUCAUGCCCUGUUGAAGCGCAAAAAUUAUUACCUUACAAAAUUGGUGCCUUCCCUUGAGAUUUUCUAUAGCCUGCAUGAUUUCAUCUAGAAGCAAUUGUCAAAUUUUUACAGUAGCUUGAAGUUCUUAGAAAUCAAGUUACCAUAUUUUGAUAUUCCCAUAAGUCCAUGGUAACCAUGGCAAAUAUGGCUCUAUACUAUGUAUCUGAAUCUGUGCCAAUUUCAAGGCUAUUCUUUUCAUCUUCGAUCCUAAUUAUAAUCUUGAGCAUUCAAAUGCCCUCAAUGCAAGACUUCAUGGUAGUCAUUAGCCUAGCCUUUGGCUGCUAGUUGUUCAUUCCGAAAUGUGAAUGACUUCGGUCACGGAUCCAUCUCAGUCUAAUUUAUUUAUUUCGUAAUGAUAGACGUGAUGAGAUUUAUACAUCUACCUGCCACGUUAUUUCUUUACAUACUUUGAUAUAAUGCUACAGUGGAAACUUUGAUUACUGUACCCUAGACUGACGCGGGUGAUUGCAAUCUAGGGUCUCUUUUGAUUUAAAAAUGAAUGUGUCCAGUUUGUACAUAGAUUCGUCGUUAUUCUUGUGAGUGCCUGGAAAAUAUAUGUUAUCGUAUUAUUUACUAAAUAUUAUAUAAAGUAUAAUAGUAAUGGUGUGCAAUCAAUGAUUCCGCGAUUUUGUAAAAGCUCAGUAAAACAUUUCUGAAGUGCACAAUCUCGUCAAAUUUAUUGGCAUUUUCGCUGAUCAUUUCGAAUAAUUUUAUUUUCUGUUGAAAAUUUCCACUAUUCAUUUUCUUUAUUUGUAUUCUGAUGAAAAAACUAUAAUGAUAUGCAAAUUUCCCUUACUGGCGUGAAAAUAUUUUCUACUCAGGACCUAAGAUAUUCCAAACGUGAAUCAGUACCUAAUUGCUGCUCUGGUUUGCUUUGUUCAUCUAUGAUUAAUGGAGCUAUUUGAUACACCCUUGAGAAUGAAGUAUUGACCUGCAAUUAUAGAGUUAUGACCCGUUAUAGUGGCUUGAUUAUGAAGGCAUCUCGAUACAAUGUUCGGGAUAAGUAUCGUUAGAAUUGCUAUGUUAUUUCGGCUUAGAUCGUGUGAAGGCCGUUUCAUUCGUAAUUUUUCUCUUCUCUUUUAACUCGUAUGUUUUAUAGCACAAACUAUAACCCCAGGUUUUAUUUCAAACUAUCGAGGAAUGUAGGAGCGCCACUUGUUGAUGUGUAAACAUCUUCAUCUGUUGAUUGCACAUUUAUUAACAAAACAGAUAGAAAAAUUUCCUCUAACAGCUUUCGGGUCACGUAUAAAAGAUUUUAAAUGUCCAGUACUUAGUACCGUCUCUUCUUACAGGUAAAAUUUUAGGCAAAAAAUCCGCCUAUUUGUUUAUAAAGCAGGCAAUGUAUUUGUUAGUAAAUUGUUGAAAACGAA
Messenger RNA from Hyalella azteca, 9153 nucleotides. It is a transcript of the gene ATP8B, whose product is annotated as phospholipid-transporting ATPase ID-like. Gene Ontology annotation, biological process: phospholipid translocation; Golgi organization. The transcript is spliced from 26 exons. Gene Ontology annotation, molecular function: ATP hydrolysis activity; magnesium ion binding; ATPase-coupled intramembrane lipid carrier activity. The record is from RefSeq and is a predicted model, not a curated record. Lineage: Eukaryota; Metazoa; Arthropoda; Malacostraca; Amphipoda; Hyalellidae. Gene Ontology annotation, cellular component: plasma membrane. Bases 748 to 4587 code for a protein of 1279 amino acids.